Mandrillus leucophaeus (drill) is the source of this 1503-nucleotide messenger RNA. It is a transcript of the gene LYPD6B, whose product is annotated as LY6/PLAUR domain containing 6B. Bases 451 to 960 code for a protein of 169 amino acids. Gene Ontology annotation, molecular function: acetylcholine receptor regulator activity. The transcript has 10 exons. The record is from RefSeq and is a predicted model, not a curated record. NCBI's taxonomy places the organism in Eukaryota, Metazoa, Chordata, Mammalia, Primates, Cercopithecidae.
AUUAUCGCAGAACACCUGCCCAUUACUCUUGACCCUGUUAAAACAAUAACUGCCUAUCCAAAUAUGCCACACUUCUGCCUGCUGUUGGCAACCCUCCUGGACUAGGCUGCUCUUGUUAAUCACAUGGAUGUUGUUUCUUAAUGUUGCCAACAUGAAAGUGCUUCAGAUGGCUUUGAGUCCUAAUCUUGUGGUUCUGUUCACUGAAGAUCAGAAACUCAAAAAACAACCUGAAAAUUGGCAAAGAAAGGAUUCUCUGGUUUUUUUGUUAAGCCUCUCAAGUCAGCGGACAGCCACAGCACUCCACAUAAUUGGGCUGAUUACUGUGAGUGCAAACCUUUUCACUGUUCCAGAGAGGAGCCUGACAACCACGUUCUCUUUCUUAAGAUGUGGUGCUUAUUGCAUAGGCUGACCAGAUAGAAGAGUUUGGACCGCCCAGCACACAAGGUCAGCAUGCUGCUCCUCUGUCACGCUCUUGCUAUAGCUGUUGUCCAGAUCGUUAUCUUCUCAGAAAGCUGGGCAUUUGCCAAGAACAUCAACUUCUAUAAUGUGAGGCCUCCUCUCGACCCUACACCAUUUCCAAAUAGCUUCAAGUGCUUUACUUGUGAAAAUGCAGGGGAUAAUUAUAACUGCAAUAGAUGGGCAGAAGACAAAUGGUGUCCACAAAACACACAGUACUGUUUGACAGUUCAUCACUUUACCAGCCAUGGAAGAAGCACAUCCAUCACUAAAAAGUGCGCCUCCAGAAGUGAAUGUCAUUUUGUCGGUUGCCACCACAGCCGAGAUUCUGAACAUACGGAGUGUAGGUCUUGCUGUGAAGGAAUGAUCUGCAAUGUAGAAUUACCCACCAAUCACACUAAUGCAGUGUUUGCCGUAAUGCACGCUCAGAGAACAUCUGGCAGCAGUGCCCCCACACCCUACCUACCAGUGCUCGCCUGGGUCUUUGCGCUUCCAUUGCUGUGAUGCCACCAUUCCUAGGAGAGGCAGAGACCAGCCUCUAAAGCACAAGCCAAAAACUGUGUGAACGGCGAACUUUGGAGUGAAGAUCAAUCUUGCACUUGGUGAAGAGUGCACAUUGGACCCCAAGGCGAAAGCCAGUGGUUUGCUUUGAUAAAAUGUUCCCACAUAAGGCCACAGGACUGAGGAUGGGAAUUUGGCAGGGCCUGAGAAGAUGGUCUGACUUCCAGGCUUCCUGGUCAAAGAGAGCUACGUUUGGUCAGUUCUGCAGAGUGGAUCCUGGCAACUAGUCCCACCUGACUAGGCCUUUAGCUGAAAGAAUUUCUUGACCUCCUUGACUGCCUCAGAGGCUGCCAGGUCAAACCUUCUUGUUUAUGUGAUUAGCUCUGUGAAAUCUAACCCUUCCCCUCACGAGAAAGCAGUUUUCCCCACCAACAGACUAGUGCAUGAGAAAGGCAACUGCCACGAAGAAAACUUCCAGUUGAACUAACAUGAAAUCUAUUUGCUAAUUGUGGGGGGAAAUAAAGCUUUUAAAUUAUACAAUGUAAA